UCUUCCCACCUCUAACCGCUGACGUGUAUUAAGUAUCGGUGGACCAGGCGGUGAUUUUUGAGCGAUUGCAUUUUAUUUUCCUAUAGAAUUUAAGCGGCGUGUGGAAGCGCAACGACCAAAUAGGAAAAUGUUCAAGUUAGGUCUGAUCGUCCUCUGCGUAAUGGUCGCCUGUGGGCCGACGUGGAGCGCACGCACCGUGGACAGCCACUUGGGGCAGAAGGAUCUCACCCGCCUGCAAAAAGUGUUCGUGGACGGAUUCGGCUCCAGCGACCUGCAGUCCAUCUUCUUCUCCAGCCUCAACAUCCAACUAACCGACGCCACCCAGAAGGAGCCACUGUGCAAGAAGAUUGCCUCGCUGCAUGCAGAAUCCAAGCUGAACAGCUUCGAAAAGGACUACUACUACAUUGGCGCUAGCCGGAACCUGGGCUGCACCGCGAAAAUUGACGAGGGUCUCCUAUCCAAGGUGUACGGUUCCCUGACCACUGAGUUGGGCAGCUCCCAGGAAAUCUUCUACCGCGUGGUUACCCACAAAGUGCUCGGCGUGGAGAUCAAUGAAGCCGCUCAGGCAAAACUAGUAAAGCGUCUGCAGGAACUGCUCAAAAAGGAUGACACGCUCAGCGGUCUGGGCUACGCCUUCAAUGUUGCACCGCUUCUCGGGGCCGGUGCCUCCUUCAUCGCCAAUCGCGUUGAGGAUGCCAUCGUGCAGGCGGACGAAGUGGACGGCAAGCUACUGCAAUUCGAAGGUGGCCUUAGUAUCACUUCCCUGAUCAUUAAUGGUGCUUUCGGCGUAAGCAAGACCUUCAACAAACCCCUGCCAGUUACUGCUGAUCAGGCUGUCAAGUUUGCCAACUACUUCCUUAGCCGGCGCUCCGUCCAAACCGCCAAGGGAGCUCAUGUGCUGAUCGAGGCGCUAAAGACCAUAAGUGGAGCCGAUAAGAUUGCCCCUGUUUGCGUCCAGCUCAUUGGCAAUGGCCAGCUGGAGGCUAAGUCGCCCACGCUGAAUGUGGCUGUUGUUGACCUUCUCGGUAAGCCUUUGACUCCUUCCCCUAAAGCUGUCAGUGCCAAGGUGAUCCUGAAGAAGGACAGCUCUGUGCUGGCUGAGAAGAUCGCAGUGGCCUCGAAAUCCUCUGACAAGACCACCUACGUGGCUGAUUUGACCAGCUUGAAGCCAGGUCGUGGCAUCUACCAGGCGGAGUUAAAUGCUGAUGGAGUCUACACGCAGACCUUGCAGUUCAAGGUUCUCGGACGCGUCAAGGUUCAAUCUCUGGAGGUGGGCAUUGCCGAAUCUGAUGCCAGCGCAGCCACCCGCAAGCAGAGCGUGACGUAUCCAGGUAAACUUCAGGAGGUUCUCUCAGCGGACAGCACCCAGAAGUUGCUCCUGAAGGCCGCGCUGGUGGAGGAGUCCAACGGCAAGCCCUUGGCUGUUCAUCAGGCCUUUGUGCGUCUGCUUAACAAGAAAACCGACAAGGAGAUUAUCUUUGUGGCCGAACAAGAUAGCAGCAAGUCCUACAAGUUUGACAUGGAUGUGGGCAACAAUGGCAAGAACUUCAACUAUCAGAGCGGCACCUACAGCAUCUACUUGACCGUAGGCGAUGCCUCUCUGUCCAACUCCUUCGAGUGGCUGGUGGCUGAGGUCCAACUGAAAUUCAACGAGGAGAAGGAAGUAAAGCCAAAGACUACUUCGGGUCCACUGCCUGAGAUUGUCCAUCAGUUCCGUGUGCCUGACAAGCGCCCGCCUCGCAUUGUGUCGGACAUCUUCACCGGGCUAUGCAUCACCCCGCUGGUGCUGCUAUUCGUUUUUUGGGGAAAGCUUGGUAUCAAUGUGUCCAACCUGACGCUGGCGCCCAGCACGAUCGGAUUCCACCUCGGCUUCGGUGGCAUUCUGGUGCUGUUCUUCGUCUUCUGGCUGCAACUCAACAUGUUCCAAACACUGCGUUUGCUGAUCCCCAUCGCAGUAUUCACAUUCCUGGCCGGGAACCGAUUGCUGAGGCGUCUUUACGCACAACGUAACUCAAAGCCAAGUGCGUCGUAAGUCCGUUCAUCACAGUACGAAGUCAAUAAGUAAGCUACUCGCUAUCUUGCAACACCAUCAGAAAACAAACUUUAAUAAAGCGAUUUAGUUAAGCCCAAA
This is a messenger RNA of Drosophila rhopaloa, 2131 nucleotides long. It is a transcript of the gene OstDelta, whose product is annotated as dolichyl-diphosphooligosaccharide--protein glycosyltransferase subunit 2. NCBI's taxonomy places the organism in Eukaryota, Metazoa, Arthropoda, Insecta, Diptera, Drosophilidae. Gene Ontology annotation, cellular component: oligosaccharyltransferase complex; membrane. Gene Ontology annotation, biological process: protein N-linked glycosylation. The transcript is spliced from 4 exons. The coding region runs from base 128 to 2032 and encodes 634 amino acids. The record is from RefSeq and is a predicted model, not a curated record.